Molecule: messenger RNA, 4255 nt
Organism: Mauremys mutica (yellowpond turtle)
Lineage: Eukaryota; Metazoa; Chordata; Testudines; Geoemydidae
Gene: STK32A
Product: serine/threonine kinase 32A
Exons: 14
Coding region: 399-1634 (411 amino acids)
Biological process (GO): regulation of signal transduction; G protein-coupled receptor signaling pathway; protein phosphorylation
Molecular function (GO): ATP binding; G protein-coupled receptor kinase activity; G protein-coupled receptor binding
Source: RefSeq, a predicted model, not a curated record
CCUCUUGUGACUGCUGCAGGCUCCUCCUGCAAUCUGCAAAAGGAAACUUCCCUGCAAUAGGCUUGGCUCUUCCUCUCUGAUCCCAAGUCCACUUGCCUCAAACCAAGACUCCCCAGAAAGGAAACUUGGCUCCAACCCUUCCCCCCAUCUAUCCAAACUGCAUAGCAGUGCAGUGCCCACAGCUGCUAUUUUUCCUGAGCUGCAGCUUCAGGUUGUUGCUGCCCUACUCCUGGCUACUAUUUCAGUCUCUUUGCUGCUUUCUCCCCUCUCGCAAGGGCCUGCACAUAACAAGUUCCACAGAUCUUCUGAGAGAGCGCUGGAUGCUAAUGCUAACUUCACCGCCAUGCAUCCCAGGCUGGUGAUGUAACUGCACAAGAGAACUUUGGGCAAAAUUCACCAUGGGCGCAAACACCUCCAGCAAGCCACCGGUCUUCGAUGAAAAUGAAGAGGUGACCUUUGACCACUUUGAAAUUUUGCGAGCCAUUGGGAAAGGCAGCUUUGGAAAGGUCUGCAUUGUACAGAAGAAUGACACCAAGAAAAUGUACGCCAUGAAAUACAUGAACAAACAGAAGUGUGUGGAGCGUAAUGAAGUGAGAAAUGUGUUCAAAGAGCUGCAGAUUAUGCAGGGCCUGGAACACCCCUUCCUGGUUAAUUUGUGGUACUCAUUCCAAGAUGAGGAGGACAUGUUCAUGGUGGUGGAUCUACUUCUUGGAGGAGAUCUGCGUUAUCAUCUACAGCAAAAUGUUCGAUUUCAAGAAGGCACUGUGAAACUCUUCAUCUGUGAGCUGGCAUUGGCACUGGACUAUCUCCAGAGCAGACGCAUCAUCCACAGGGACAUGAAGCCAGACAACAUUUUACUGGAUGAGCACGGACAUGUGCACAUCACAGAUUUCAACAUUGCCACGAUACUGACUAAAGGGAUGCAGGUCACCACGAUCGCAGGCACAAAGCCAUAUAUGGCGCCUGAGAUGUUUAACUCAACAAAACCUACAGGCUAUUCCUUUGCUGUUGACUGGUGGUCUUUAGGAAUUACUGCCUAUGAGCUACUUAGAGGCCGGAGGCCCUAUCACAUUCGCUCCAACAUAUCGCCAAACGAAAUUGCUCACGUGUUCAGGACAGCUACUGUAAUGUAUCCCGCUGCUUGGUCUAAAGAAAUGGUAUCGCUACUCAAAAAGUUGCUUGAGCCAAAUCCCGAGGAACGUUUUGCUCAGCUGAAAGAUAUCCAGGACUUUCCGUAUCUGGCUGAUAUUAACUGGGAUGCAGUCCUACAGAAGAGGAUAAUGCCAGGAUUCAUUCCCACUAAAGGGAGACUAAAUUGUGACCCAACCUUCGAACUUGAAGAAAUGAUCCUGGAGUCCAAACCUCUUCAUAAGAAAAAGAAGCGCUUAGCUAAGAAGGAGAAAGAUACCAACAAAAGCUAUUCCUCACAGGGCUGCCGUCUUCAGAAGCACCUGGAGUCAUUGCAAAGGGAUUUCAUUGUUUUCAACAGAGAAAAGGGACAGGCUGAGGAGGAGAGAACCAGUAAUUCAAUAAAAGAAAACCAAAUACCCAAAAGUGUGUGCCAGCUUCAUAAACCCCAGAGUGGAGACUGCCUCAGAACCCUCAGAACCCCUCAUCAUCUGCUCCAGAGCUGAAUCUAGAGCCUAGAUGAGGAGACACCACAAUGAAAUCCAAGAGAAUAUAACACUGGCACAAACCAAAGACCCAGAAGAAGAAGACAGCCAGAACAACAACCUUUGAGCUCACUUAGCCUCUGCCCUGGUGUGUUCCCCAAGGGUUCGUUGCACACCUACACGUUCAUGGAGCUCGGUGAACAGAAUUAUCCACUGAUAAAAAGACAACGCACAUACCCCAGCACAGGGCAUCUAAGCCAUAAAUUUGUGCACCUUUCUUUUCCUCCUUACACCUUAAGUCAGGUGGAUACAGGGGGCCAGGGAGAGGUUUUUAGUACUGCCCCUGCAAAUAACCUGCCAAAAUAAACAAGAGUCAGAUCCUCCUCUGCCAGAGAUGGUUGCAGGAAUUUGACCAAAAGAUGUGGUCUCUUUUUCAGAAGAGACCCUGAGUGCAGGAAGGAGGAGCUUAUCCUUGUGGGGCAGGAUGCCUGCUGGCACAACAUUUGGGUAUUGAGUGCCUAGUGUAAAUCUGGGCUAGGGAUCAGUUGAUUGCCAGUGGAAAGCAACAGAAGGGUAUUUAAUGCAUAAUUAGGUCUGUCACAUAGAAUCAAUAUUAGAGAUGAGCCGGCAGCAGAAUCACAGAACUAAACUCUUUGGAAGUUUGGAUUUUGACAUAAGCCUCAUAGCUUAGACUCAUCUCUAAUUGUUAGAGGCAGAAGGGGCUGCUCUCAGCUGCAGGGCAGAAGACAGGAUCUUUGCUUCCAGCAGGGUCUCUUUCUAAUAUUUCUUUAGUCUGUGGUAGGGAAAUGAUCUAGUUCCUCAAUAUGGGGAAAAGGCAAUAAUGGUUUAUGAUGUUUGUUUUGCUGUCUCUGAGUGAUGAAAUUCCCUAGCUUCCCUGACCUUAUGCUGUUGGGCAGGGCUGGCUCAGCAAUGGCUAAGAACAUGUGAACAAUGGUGACUGGUAGGAAAACCUACUCUUUUGGGUCAGAAGAGGUACUAGCUCUGUAUUGCUGGAUAACACGCUAGGGUGGCUGCUUCACUAGCACAUACUACAGACUAAGUUCACCACUGGCAUAAGCAGAUGAAACUCCAUUGAGUCCAAUGGGGUUGUGGCCCCUUACACCAGAGGUAAAUUUGGUUAUGCAUCUUUAAGUGUGAUAGAACGUCAACUUUGUAGUCUCAAUUUCCCUUUCACUAAGGUGUUAGACAUGAACAUUAUGGACCAAAUUCAGCCCUGGUCUAAGCAGCCACAAUGCCCAGUGGUAACUGCACCAACUUACACCAAGGCUGAAAUUGGCCAAAGCACCUGGUUUAUAGUAAUGCUGUGAAUGAUGCUAUCUUUGUAAAGCAUUAGGACCCUGAGUUCUCACCUUCUUCUUUUGCUUCUGUCUUACUCUCACUAUGUUAAACUGUCUCCCAUCUGCCCAAAGCUGUUCUUUGUAUCCCCCUGCGACUUCCUUUCUCUCCCUGUCUGAAUAAAAACAAAGUAUGAGACUCCUUCCCAAUCAAAAGCCAGUGUUGUUUCUGAGGUCACUUGUAUUUCAAGCCAAAGUGAGUUUCCACUGUUCUGAGCCAAUUCGGAAUCUCCUUGACUUUUAUUUUAAAUGUGCUUUUCUCCUUCACGAAGCUGUUUUAAAAAUUCUUCCGAGAACAGCAUCUGCACACUGCAACCUGGAAGCAGGCCUUGGUUUCAUUCGCUGAUACAUUCAGAAAACUCGGGAAAAGAGCCAUCCUUGCUUUACACGUUUAGACCACCUGGGGCAGGAUGGAUGCCUUCUUACAGAUGCAAACAAUUUAUUAGUAUUAUGAGUAAGCCAUAUUCUGUUGAUUAAACAGUGGCUAUGUUGUUUGGUUUUGGAGGAUGCAGUUUAUCCUUAUGCACUAGCAAGCAGCUGUCCCAAGGAGUGCUCAGAGGCCUCUCUCCAGGCCCUGUGAGCAUGCUUGAAGCUGAGUUGACAUAGCUGUCAACAGAGUGAGCAAACAGAAAAUAAAGCCCUUGUCUCAGUCCUGCUGACUCAGUCCUGUGUGGAGCCCGGGGUCUCAGCACCAGGAGUGGCUGAUCCACUAUUCCUUUUUUAAAAACGUUAGUCUCUUGAAAUAAAAUAGUCCCAGAUAGGUGGCAGUGAUUCAGCUCUGCUUUGCUUUGAGGAUCAGCAAAGGAGUAGAAGCCAGUAGCUCACUCAGGCUGCAGCAUGGCUCUGUGAAUAGACUACUUUGUCGGAUACCUUUCACGCUCAGCUCUCCUGUAGCAGCAACCGGCUGAGGGGGCUGCUGGGCCCGAGGGAGAGUGAUCUGUGUAUGCAGCACUAGAAGGAGCAGCAGUUAUGGCACCAGUGCACAAUCCCUUUCUGAGGUUGGACCCCCAAACCCAAACUCCAGAUCUGAACUGUGGGUGUGCUUGGCAUCUGAAUGGAGCGCCGUAGCCUGAAGUUAGUCCCCAUCUUUGUAACAGGGGAACUUUAGGGGGAGGAAUGAAACACUGAUCUGAAUGCUGAGGCUUGAGCACAUCACUGCUUUUAGCAAACACUAGAUUUAUGAAAUAGGAGGAAAUAAAGCAAACUCAAAAAUACCUCACUGUGAGGAUGGGGCCAUUCCCACUAGAUCCUUCCGAUAUGAGAUUCUAAGAGAAGCCCAACCCCACU